CUUAUUUGAUCAUACACAACAUUAAUUUCCCAUUAUGGCUUUUCCUUUAGUACUCUCCAUAUCUAUACUUCUCAUAUUUUUAUGUUACAAGCUCUACCACCUGCUCACCUCCAAGCUGCCGCCAGGGCCUUGGCCGUGGCCGCUCAUAGGAAACCUCUUCGACAUAAAGCCGGUGAGGUUUCGGUGCUUCGCCGAAUGGGCCCAAAUUUAUGGGCCCAUAUUUUCUUUUUACGUUGGAUCACAGCUAAAUGUGGUGGUGAAUAAUGCGGAACUUGCAAAAGAAGUUCUUAAAGACAAUGACCAACAUUUGGCCAACAGGUUUAGAACUAAGCCUCUUGAAAAUGUAAGUAAAAAUGGGAUGGAUUUGAUUUGGGCAGAUUAUGGGCCUCAUUAUGUGAAAGUAAGGAAGGUUUGUAAUCUUGAGCUUUUUACUCCAAAGAGACUUGAAGCUCUUAGGCCCAUUAGAGAAGAUGAAGUUACUGCCAUGGUUGAGAACAUUUUCAGAGACUCUGCUAGGUCUCGCAAUGUUAGUAAUACCUUGAUGCUUAGGAGCUACUUGGGAUCAGUAGCAUUCAACAACAUAACAAGGCUAACAUUUGGUAAAAGAUUUAUGAACUCAAAAGGUGAAGUUGAUGAGCAAGGUGAAGAACUCAAAGCCAUUGUCACGAAUGGGAUGAAGAUUUCAGGAAGACUAAAUUUGGGUGAGUUUGUACCAUGGUUACGUUGGGCCUUUAAACAUGAAAAUGAAGCUCUUGAGGCACAAGACAAGCAUUUGGACAAAUUUACAAGAACUAUGAUGGAAGAACACACACUUGCUAGGACAAAAACUGGGAAAACCAAACAACACUUUGUUGAUGCUUUGCUUACUCUUCAGAAGGAGUAUGAUCUUAGUGAUGACACUGUUAUUAGCCUUCUUUGGGAUAUGAUAGCAGCAGGGAUGGACACAGUAGCCAUAACUGUUGAAUGGGCUAUGGCAGAACUGGUAAAGAAUCCAAGAGUUCAACAAAAGGUCCAAGAAGAGUUAGACCGGGUUAUCGGGUCGGAGCGGACCGUAAACGAAUCAGAUAUCUCCAACCUCUCCUAUCUACAAUAUGUAGUCAAAGAAUCACUAAGGUUGCACCCUCCAACUCCACUAAUGUUGCCUCACAUGGCCGGUAACAAUGCUAAAGUGGGUGGUUACAACAUUCCUAAAGGUUCAAUUGUACAUGUUAAUGUAUGGGCCUUAGGUCGUGAUCCAAGAAUUUGGAAAGACCCUUUGCAAUUUUGGCCAGAAAGAUUCCUGAAAGAGGAUGUGGACAUGAAGGGACAUGACUAUAGGUUAUUACCAUUUGGUUCUGGUAGACGUACAUGUCCAGGAACCAACCUUGCAAUUAAUUUGGUCACGUCUAUGUUAGCCCAUUUGUUGCACCAUUUUAUUUGGUCACUGCCAAAUGGUGUCGAGGUUGAAGAAGUUGAUAUGAUGGAGAGUCCUGGUACUGUCACUUACAUGCAAACUCCAUUACAUGUUGUUCCAACCCCUAGGUUGCCACUACGCUUGUACACACAUGUCGAGUGAACAUACGACAUCAUUUAUUUUAUUUUUAAGUUUUACUAUUACAUACAUGUCGAAUCAACACGACAAUUAGAUCCAAAACACAUACAACGUUUUAUUAGUACCACUAGAUUAUAAGUCUUGGUGGUAAUAUGUAACAUCUUUUAUUUUUGCAUUGAUUUUUUUUUUCUUUUAGUUAGUUAAGUUUGUUUUACCUUGAGUCUUGUGAAGUUGUAACAUCUUUCUGGAAUAAAAUUUAUCCCUUAUUUUUAUCUUUUAUUUUGAAGUGGCAGAGAAAUUUCAAUAUGUUCGCAUUUUUUUUUUUUUUUUGUAUAGUAAUAAUCUAAUUGAACUUGAAAACAUUUUUUCUU
Molecule: messenger RNA, 1902 nt
Organism: Lycium barbarum (goji berry)
Lineage: Eukaryota; Viridiplantae; Streptophyta; Magnoliopsida; Solanales; Solanaceae
Product: cytochrome P450 98A2-like
Exons: 4
Coding region: 35-1555 (506 amino acids)
Molecular function (GO): oxidoreductase activity, acting on paired donors, with incorporation or reduction of molecular oxygen; monooxygenase activity; heme binding
Source: RefSeq, a predicted model, not a curated record